CCCCGAGCCUGACGAGCCAUGGCAGGCGCCCGGCCGGUCUGCAGCGUCGCGGUCACCAACUAGCCUGGCCGCGCGGCCCCUGUCGCCUCACUCCUUGCAGCCGCGCCCAGGCCUGGGAGACGCCGUGAGGAGGAUGAGUCGCUUGAGCUGGUUGCUGCUGCCAACCCUCUGCCUCCAGCUCACCCACGCAGCACCGCGGCGCGGCGCGCCCGCUUCUGACUGAGAGCUCAAGCCCCAGCAAAAUGAAUUGUAUUCCUUCUUAUGGACCAUAAAGAGAGACCCGCCGUCUUAUUUCUUUGGUACAAUCCAUGUCCCGUACACCCAGGUUUGGGACUUGAUCCUCUACAAUUCCAAUGAGGCUUUUCAGUACAGCAGCAUCGUGUACUUUGAGCUGGACCUCACUGACCUCUACACAGUCUCGGCCCUCACUCGCUGUCAGAUGCUGCUGCAGGGUGAGAACCUCCAGUACGUGCUUCCUACGGACAUCUACUGCCACCACCUAGAGGAUGUCAAACUCAUGAUGCCUUCGUGGAUGAUCCCAGACCAGUGUGAUAAGGGUCUCUAUGCAGAUUACCUCUUCAAUGCCGUCGCCGGUAAUUGGGCGCACACGAGGCCGAGGUGGGUCAUGCUCACAGUCCACUCCCUGACCAGAAUGGACAUUAAGUCCCGCGGGGUGCCUGUCUUAGACCUCACUGCCCAGGAGACCGAGCGGCUGAGGAAACAGACUGGGGCGGUGGAAAAGGUGGAAGAGCAGAGCCAUCCAAUGAAUGGGCUGAACUUUUCACAGGUCAUCUUUGCUUUGAACCAGACCCUCCUGCAGCAGCAGAGCCUGCUAGGCAGUCUUCAGAUCUCUUACACGAUGGAGGAUCUCAUCAAACACUCUAACUGCGGGGACCUCAGCUCCGUCAUCUUCAGCCAUGACAGCUCCCAGGUUCCUAAUUUUAUUAAUGCCACGCUACCACCUCAGGAACUCCUCACCGCUCAGGAGACUGACAGCUACUUCCGCCAGGAGCUUAUCUACAAGCGGAAUGAAAGGAUGGGGAAGCGGGUGAAGGCCCUUUUGGAGGAGUUCCCUGACAAAGGCUUUUUGUUUGCCUUUGGAGCUGGUCAUUUAAUGGACAACAACACAGUGCUUGAUGUUUUGUGGCGCGAAGGUUAUGAGGUAGAACACGUCCCUGCUGGAUGACCCAUCAACAUAGAGAAGAAUAAAAGUCCCUCUUCGCAGCCCACCUCCUCUGCCAUAGUUGCUCCAGAAAUGCCUGCUCCGGAAGCAUUGGUCCCGGAAUGGGUUGAAUUGAAGGUGUACUCACUGUGGCCACCCCACGUGUCCAUGACCGGAAGUACCAACCUGCCAGGUGAGGCUGGGAGGAAGUUCCGGAAGAAGCGGAGGCGGCUGCAGCGGAGGCAGCGGCGGCAGCGGCUCUGGCAGUUCAGUGACCUGUGGGUCCGACUGGAGGAGAGGUGAGGCGAGGUGGUGCUGUGGUCCCACCCACCACUCCAGGUCCCAGUUCUGGACUGGCAUGUCUCUGCUGAGCUGCGGCUUCCUUGCCCUGGGUACUCCCACCAUAGCCAGUUGGUGGCUAGCGGUGCCUGCCAAUCUCUCUGGACUCCUGUGUUCUGGCUGUUGGUCCUGGCUUUCCAUAUGGAGACACCCCUCUUGUAG
Rhinolophus ferrumequinum (greater horseshoe bat) is the source of this 1663-nucleotide messenger RNA. It is a transcript of the gene TRABD2A, whose product is annotated as TraB domain containing 2A. Gene Ontology annotation, molecular function: metalloendopeptidase activity. The record is from RefSeq and is a predicted model, not a curated record. Lineage: Eukaryota; Metazoa; Chordata; Mammalia; Chiroptera; Rhinolophidae. Gene Ontology annotation, biological process: negative regulation of Wnt signaling pathway. Gene Ontology annotation, cellular component: membrane.